Priapulus caudatus is the source of this 1088-nucleotide messenger RNA. RefSeq names its product solute carrier family 13 member 5-like. Gene Ontology annotation, molecular function: citrate transmembrane transporter activity; succinate transmembrane transporter activity. The transcript has 6 exons. The record is from RefSeq and is a predicted model, not a curated record. NCBI's taxonomy places the organism in Eukaryota, Metazoa, Priapulida, Priapulimorpha, Priapulimorphida, Priapulidae. Bases 520 to 1071 code for a protein of 183 amino acids. Gene Ontology annotation, biological process: citrate transport; monoatomic anion transmembrane transport. Gene Ontology annotation, cellular component: membrane.
UGAUUUAUCGCCUGUUGACCACUGGAGAUCGGGUGCGAAAGCGAGACCCUGCGGCUUUGCCCCAGAACCAACACCCUAGCGAAUCGUGAGCGUCCUGUAACAACGGAGCAAGCAAGCAGCACGUGACGGCGCCCUCAGUGUGUUGUUGUGCGGGUGUGUGUGUCCCUACUACAAAUGCUGUCUUGUGUGCCCCUCAAUCUUGUCCUCGCACUCACGCUUAACGAAACCCACCGCUAGACUAUAUAACAGUUGUACGUACGCGUCGAUAACUGGAUAUAAGGAAUUAUAAGACGGUCAUAUACCGAAAGCACUGUGUGUGUGUGUGUGUGUGUGUGUCGCCUCGUCUAUUUGUCUGCAACAAGAUGCCAAGCCGUGGUCUGAGGAGGAGGACGCCGCUGCUGUCAGAGCUGUGGGCCUUCAGGAGGACUCUGAUCAUGGUCUGUACGCCGGUCUUCCUCUGCUUCCUGCCUUUCGCCUGGCCUUCUCCGGAGGCGAGCUGCGCCUACGUCAUGAUAACUGAUGGCUGUGUUCUGGAGUGAUGGAGAUUUUUCCCCAUCGCAUCACUGCCUCAUGCCCGUCGUUCUCUUCCCGUUACUUGGCGUGAUGGACGGACGGAGCGUGUCGGAAAAUUACGCUAAGGACACACAGAUGCUGUUCAUAGGAGGGCUAGCCGUGGCUGUGGCUGUAGAGAACACAGGUGAACUACACAAGCGCAUCGCUCUUCCGGUCUGCCUCCUGCUGGUGGGCUCGCAGCCGAAGUGGCUGAUGCUGGGAUUCAUGCUAGUCACCGCGCUGCUGUCCAUGUGGAUCUCUAACACGGCCACGACGGCCAUGAUAGCUCCGAUCGUCGCUGCCGUGCUGGAGCAGCUGAUGCGGGCCUCCGCUGCCGCCCAGCAGCAGACGACAGAUGAGGAGAAAUUAGUCAAGGCAAAUGUACGUCACAAAUCCGGUGGCGCUGCGAACAGCGUCGUCUGCCACAUUGCCUUGGACACGCAGAUAUCGUCUGACAUGAGCACGCACGGCCUGGUUUCACGGACAUGCUCUGAAGAGUCCAGAGUCGCCUCUACUUGAACAGCAGCGAAUCCGUG